CGUGUCCCUCAGGUCACUGCUCUGAGUCCUCGACAUUGUAGCCAGUGAAAUCCAUGUGCCUGCAAAGCCGUGUCGGGUCCUGGGGGUUGCCCACUCCAUCCUCCUAUUGGACACCCGGAUUGCAGAAGCUUACAUGGCAGCUCUUCCUCAUGCUUGCAGGCCCUUCUUUCCCAAAUAUCUCUUCUGGGCUACAUGAUUUAUGCUGACAUUAAACCCUGAAAGGCUUGUAACAGUGUCUCCAUAAAAAGGACCCGGUCCCUGAUCUGACUUCAUCUGACCUGCACAUACGUGAGUCCUUUCAUAUGUCUGCUUUAACAGCUCUUGGUGGCACUAAGCCUGAAACCCUCCCCACUGAGGAUAUUUCUCCGUGAAAACUGAUCACAAUACCAUGCUUCGUUUUAAAGUGUUUUCCAUUUUUAUUUCAAUGUAGGAAACAACCGAGUCACUGAUAAUUAUGGGGGAAUAAAUCCUUCUCCAGGAACAUUGGAGGAAGACUUGCGGAAUGAAGUACGGGAGAUGCUGGAAGGAUUUCAAGAUGACAUUAAACGGGCUCUUCUUGCAAAGAGAAAAAUGUUUGAGAUGAAUAUGAAAGCUUCUAUCAGCACCACUAAUGCAAAAAUUGGGCAUGUUUGGAAAACACAACUAGAACAAAGGCAGAAUCUUCAUCUCCGAUAUUCUCGGCAGCUUCGGACUUUGCUUCGGGAGUGGAAUAUAGACGUGCAGAAAGCCCAGGAACAAGAAGAAAAACUAGCUAACAUGUUUCGAGAGCAACGAAAGAUUCUUCGACAAGCUAGAAUUGUUCAGUACCAGAGACUGAAAAAAAUGAAGAAUUUAUAUGAGCAGUUCUUAAAGAGUAUGGAGGAGUUAGAGAAGGAUCAUGAACAUCUUCUUACUGAUGAGCAAAGCAAAAUUAGACAAGAAAUGGCCAAGCUGCAAAACAAAAUUUUGCUGGAAGCUCAGCAGCAAGAGCUGGCAAUGGUUCGGAAGUCUCUUCAAUCCCUGUUAUUCUGAUGACUUUGAAGGAAGAAUUUGAACCUAAAGUUAGUUAUAUGAUACAAGUGUAACAUUAGCUACAUCAAACCACGUUGCCGUGGCUUAAAAGUUUUCUAGUUGAAGUCAGCACAUCUUGUUUAUCAUUUGCUUGUUAAGUGAGUGUAAGCAUCCUUUUCUGUUAACCACCAAAUGGAUCCCUACGCAGUUAUGUGGGUGGCAGCAAUUCCACAGGUACAUGUAUCCAGCUUUCAACCCUGUGGUAGCAGUGGAGUUGUUUUCUCCCUAACACCGUCAAGUAACUUUUAGGUUUUGGCCCCAGCAAUUCUGUUAUCAACCCCAAAAGAUAGAAAGCACAAGUGCAGAAUGUUACGGUGUUCUUCCUUAAGGAAAAAGAAAAAUGAAGGCUAGAAAAUCUAUUUUAUCUGUGCCCGCCCCCACCAUGUCUUUACUCAGUGGUUUACAGAGCCAAUUCCAGGGGGGAAAUGAUUUGAAAGGAAAAUCUACUCUAUUGCCUUAUAGAAAUUAUUAAAGGCAUCUGAGAUUCUGUUUUUGAAUAAAGUGGACUGCUAAAAAUCUU
Vicugna pacos (alpaca) is the source of this 1570-nucleotide messenger RNA. Lineage: Eukaryota; Metazoa; Chordata; Mammalia; Artiodactyla; Camelidae. The record is from RefSeq and is a predicted model, not a curated record.